AUCUAGUUUGAAUUAGAGCUGCAACAUCUUACCUAUAAACCUUACCAAACCUCUUGUAUUCUACAAGGAUAUUGUGGCCGUAUGAAAUUCAGACUCAACUACCACCUUGGCACGGGGGAGGACAGUGUAAAAACAAGAUACAAGCCUUGCCAAGUAUUUUUUGACCACCAAGUCCUUCACUGCAUCUGGUUUGAGGAUGCUCUUGUCCACUAUGGGGUUCCUACUUUUGUGUUUGACCUAUAUAUCCUCGUCCCGGAUAUUGACCUCGCAGCAGAUUUGCUCGUGAAGGCUGGGUGGACGUUUGAUAUGCAAAAGCCAUAUCUGAUUGGAAACGCAAAGGUGGACUUAGUGACCUUCCCUCAACGACGACUAAUAUCCCCUAAUGGCCAAACGAGAACUGUCCUCCUUCCCGCUGUCAACUGGAAGUUUCCUCUCACCACCGACACACAACUAGAAUAUGCGCCUUUGGGAAAUGGGACAUUACACAAGGCGCCAUUUCCGCCAUUGGCAGGCUUGCUGGAUGCACUGAUCGAAAUCUGGCUGGAUUGUCCUAGCGAUAGUGCAAUGUUGUCAAUCGUCUUGGCAUGCCAAAUCUCCUAUCUCUAUGCGCAUGUUCCAGCCUUGAAGGAGAGGUCGUUUGCUAAACAGAUGAAAUAUGAACAUCACCAGUUUCAUUUUGAUGUAUUGGCAGGGAUGCGGAGCGGUACACUGCCAUUUCGAAGACACCAGCGAGCUAUUCGUGAUGCGCUGUUGCAGGGCGAGUAUAAGCUGAGGGAAUGCUCCGCUUCUCGUGAUAACACGGAUCUGUUUUCUCCUCCAGGAGAUAUCGCCUCCAAGUGAGUUGAAGACGAGCAACAGAAAUAGGAUGCUCUUGAGUCAACAGAAACGGAACGCUAGAUGGGUCUGUUGCAAGUGCCAUGUGGAAUCAACAUAUGACAAGUCCAUUCGAGUAUGAAUAAAUACCCUUCACGCCUGCUAGGCUAUGUUAUUGAGUUAGCAUUCAUUAGUGAUCCAAGCAUCGGUAUGCAUAUUGUUAAUGUCCUCUUGCGUCAAACGAAAACCAGACUGUCCAGAGAAUCUCAGAUCCAACCAAUUCUGAGAGGAUUCUAUCAAAUAUGCUCUCCGGGAUUGUCCAUUCCAUCGACAAAGAUAAUAAAUAAUACGGAUAGAUUGAAUAGUUUGCGUCCAGACCCGACAGCUA
Molecule: messenger RNA, 1201 nt
Organism: Aspergillus pseudotamarii
Lineage: Eukaryota; Fungi; Ascomycota; Eurotiomycetes; Eurotiales; Aspergillaceae
Exons: 1
Coding region: 82-840 (252 amino acids)
Source: RefSeq, a predicted model, not a curated record